This is a messenger RNA of Chelonoidis abingdonii (Abingdon island giant tortoise), 2112 nucleotides long. It is a transcript of the gene PPOX, whose product is annotated as protoporphyrinogen oxidase. Gene Ontology annotation, molecular function: protoporphyrinogen oxidase activity, oxygen as acceptor. NCBI's taxonomy places the organism in Eukaryota, Metazoa, Chordata, Testudines, Testudinidae. Gene Ontology annotation, biological process: heme biosynthetic process. Gene Ontology annotation, cellular component: mitochondrial inner membrane. The record is from RefSeq and is a predicted model, not a curated record.
UGGCGGCAGUGCAGCGCAUGUCGUGGGUCCCAUCCUACGUGUGGCUCUGUCCCAUGCUGCUGGCCCUCUGGGUAGGGUCUAGCCCCAGAGACCCCAGGGUCAGGGGGCGCAGCUGAUCCCAGUGUGGGGGCAAGGCCAGCCCCUCUCCACGCUGACCCCUCUCUUCUCCCCCAGGCUACUGAAUGCAGAGGACGGUGGCAGUUGUUGGUGGUGGGAUCAGUGGCCUCACCGCCUGCUACCACCUGGCCAGGAGCCCCAGUGCUCCCAAGAUAAUCCUGCUGGAGGGUAGCAGCCGCCUGGGGGGCUGGCUCCAUUCUACUCGAACUGAGGACGGGGCCGUAUUUGAGCAUGGUCCCAGGGGGAUCCGACCUGUGGGGACCGUGGGGAAGAACACUCUGCUCAUGGUCUCUGAACUUGGCCUGGAUGCAGACGUGCUUCCAGUGCCCGGCGACCACCCGGCUUCCAAGAAUCGCUACCUCUACGUGAGCAGGGCGCUGCACAGGCUGCCAUCCGGCAUUGGCGGUGUUCUGCGGACAGUGCCGCCCUUCACCAGACCCCUACUCUGGAGUGGGCUGCGUGAGCUGGCAGCCCCCCGGGGCACCCAGCCGGAUGAGACCAUCCACAGGUUUGUGAGCCGCCGCUUCGGAAAGGAGCUGGCCGACAUCGCCAUUGACAGCCUGUGCCGGGGGGUGUUUGCUGGAGACUGCCGGGCCCUGAGCAUGCGCUCCUGCUUCCCCGCGCUGUUUGAGGCUGAGCAGAGGUGGCGCUCUGUCAUCCUGGGGAUGGCCCUGGGUGGAGGGAAGGGCCCCGCCCUGGACUCGGCGCUGAGCCGCAGGGCCCGCGACGAGCGCUGGAGCCAGUGGUCGCUGCGUGGUGGCAUGGAGACACUGCCCGAGGCCCUGCAGGACUUCCUGAGACGGCGUGGGGUGGAAAUGCACUGCCAUGCCCGGCUGCGGAGCCUGGAGAGAACGGCAGCUGAGUGCUGGCAGAUCACCCUGGAGGAUGGCAGUGUGAGAGCAGACCAUGUGAUCAGUGCCAUCCCAGCCAGAGCUCUGGCCGUGCUGCUCCCCGGCUGGGCCGAGCCGCUGGCCCAGGAGCUGCGCAGCAUCGAGGCCGUGUCGGUGGGUGUGGUGAACCUGCAGUACAAUGGUGCCACGCUGCCUAUCACGGGGUUCGGGCACCUGGUGCCCUCAUUCGAAGACAGCUCCCUGCUGGGCAUUGUCUACGACUCAGUCGCCUUCCCGGAGCAGAAUGGCAGCUGUGGCCCUUCCGUCCGGCUCACGGUGAUGCUGGGAGGUGCGUGGUUCGAACAGGGCUUUGGGGACCCAGACACGGUGCCACAAGCUGUGCUGCUGAGCCGUGCCAAGGAGGCAGUGAGGGCACACCUGGGCAUUGUGGCCGAGCCCUCCCGCACAAUCGUCAAGGUGCUCAAGGCCUGCAUCCCCCAGUACAUGCUCGGCCACUGGCAGAGGACAGAGAGCAUGAGCCGUUACCUGGAGCAGGAAGGAUUACCGCUGAGCCUGAUCGGGGCCUCCUACCAGGGUGUCUCUGUGAACGACUGUAUCUACAGUGCCAAGAUGGCCGUCACCCGGCUCCUGGACCAGGCCUGCUGAUCUGCCACUGGGCACCCACCUCUUGAACUAACUCUGCUUUGAGCAGAGAACAGUGGAGCCCCCUGCCAGGCAACGGGCUCUCACAGUGCGAGGAGAGGCUGCCUCCUCUGAGGGCACUGGGGCCUGGAUUCCUACCCAAGGUGGGUGGGUCUGGGGCCCCCUUGUGAUAGAGGGACAUCCCCAGAAACAGUGUGUGUGGAGGCUGGGAAACUGACUCUCAGCAGCUGCAGCCUGGGUUCUUCCCAGCAGUGGUCAGGUACCAGCUCAAGGGAGGGGCUGGGCUGGCUUGUCUCACCCAGACCCUUCCUUCCCCACCCCCAAGGCUCCCCUCCAACCAGCCCUUGGCCAAGCCUCUCCCUGGCUGGUGUGGUUCAUGCCACCAUUGUGGAGCUCACUGUGUUUAGGGGGAUUGGCUAUGACCCCUGCACUGCAGCUCCCUGGAGAGGCCCUGCACCUCAGGCUCUGUCAUUGACUAAUAAAUCCCCCCAUGGCUGGGUUA